Asparagus officinalis (garden asparagus) is the source of this 1639-nucleotide messenger RNA. Its product is annotated as 2,3-bisphosphoglycerate-dependent phosphoglycerate mutase-like. The transcript has 10 exons. Gene Ontology annotation, biological process: glycolytic process. NCBI's taxonomy places the organism in Eukaryota, Viridiplantae, Streptophyta, Magnoliopsida, Asparagales, Asparagaceae. Gene Ontology annotation, molecular function: intramolecular phosphotransferase activity. The record is from RefSeq and is a predicted model, not a curated record. Bases 269 to 1300 code for a protein of 343 amino acids.
UCUCCGCCAAAAUUGGCAACGCCAAGCAGUCUUUCUUGUCUCUCUCUCUCUCUCUCACCAACUUCUCUCUCUCUCUCUCUCUCUCUCUCUCUCUCUCUCUAGUUUUCCUCAUCAGUCGGCGAUCUCUUCUAUAAGAGAGCCCAUAGAUCUCUUCGACAUGAUCUCAUUUGACCCAUUUCUUUCCCUCCCCACCAUCUCUUAGAGAUUCUCUCAAUACCCUUUUCCUCUCUUCGAUCUUCUCGCUUUCUGGCUUAUAAAAGAUUUCAGAAUGGCUGCUACAACAAUGCACAGUGCCAUCGGGUCUGUGCAGGCCCACAGAGCUCAAAUAAGCUCAAGCUCUCAAAAUGGAAUGGGAAGUUUUUCUGUCAAGAUGGUUUCUAAGUGUUUUGGGAUUGAUAUGAGACUUCUCGGAAGGGGUAAUUACUGUUCAAGAGGCUUGAAGUUGGGUGGUGUUCAUGCUUCAACAUCCUCGAUAGCUGAUUCAGUCCAAGCACCAUCAAACAGCAAAACUACUGAUUCACAGAAGAAAUCAAAUGAAACUGCUCUUAUAUUGAUUCGCCAUGGUGAGUCCUUGUGGAAUGAGAAGAAUCUGUUUACUGGUUGUGUUGAUGUUCCUUUGACCAAAAAGGGUGUCGAGGAGGCGAUUGAAGCUGGUAAAAGAAUAAGCAAUAUUCCAGUUGAUAUGAUUUAUACAUCUGCUUUGAUUCGCGCCCAAAUGACCGCUAUGCUUGCCAUGACCCAGCAUCGCCGCAAGAAGGUUCCAAUUAUCAUGCACAACGAGAGUGAACAGGCUAAGACUUGGAGCCAAAUGUAUAGUGAGGAGACUCAGAACCAGUCAAUACCAGUAGUUACCGCUUGGCAAUUAAACGAAAGAAUGUAUGGUGAAUUACAGGGCCUCAAUAAGCAGGAAACUGCUGAUAAAUUCGGCAAGGAGAAAGUUCACGAGUGGCGCCGCAGUUAUGAUAUUCCUCCUCCGAAUGGCGAGAGUUUAGAAAUGUGUGCUGAAAGGGCUGUCGCUUAUUUCAAAGAACAUAUUGAACCUCAGCUUGUGAAUGGGAAACAUGUUAUGAUUGCUGCACAUGGGAACUCAUUGAGGUCUAUUAUUAUGUACCUCGACAAGUUGACUUCCCAGGAGGUUAUCAGCUUGGAGUUGUCGACUGGAAUUCCUAUGCUCUAUAUUUUCAAAGAAGGAAAGUUCAUCCGAAGAGGGAGCCCAGUUGCACCUUCUGAGGCCAGUGUUUAUGCUUAUACUAGGACCUUGGCUCAGUACAGACAGAAGCUAGAUGAGAUGGUAAACUGAAUCUCAGACAACAGGUAUUCGAAAGAUUCACAAUUGUUGAAGAAGCUUUACAUGGUUUUGUAGCUUUAGCGUGUACUAUAAGAAAAAGGAAAAGUGGUUCAAUGUCGUAGAGUUGCAAUCUACCUAUUUAAUGUAGAUGUGCUUUUUGUAUUCAUUUACUUCAUGCGUGCUCCCUAAAAUGUGUCGAAAUGGAAGUGAGAAUGUGAUUUUGUUAGAAGGAAUUUUAAAUAGCAACUGUAGCUUACAACCAGUUCCGUGUGAUAUACUGCUUGCAAACUGUUGUGUUUUCUCAUGGAGAGAAUGUGAUGUUUUAUUAGGUGAAACUUUUUUCUGUAUCCA